Molecule: messenger RNA, 1895 nt
Organism: Tribolium castaneum (red flour beetle)
Lineage: Eukaryota; Metazoa; Arthropoda; Insecta; Coleoptera; Tenebrionidae
Gene: spartin
Product: spartin
Exons: 7
Coding region: 273-1808 (511 amino acids)
Biological process (GO): negative regulation of BMP signaling pathway; cell division
Cellular component (GO): plasma membrane
Source: RefSeq, a predicted model, not a curated record
UAAAUUCGAAUCGCAAAAAAUUGCCUUGGAGCAGCUUCCACCUUUUCCGUUUUACUGGUUGCCUUCCAACAAAAACCGGAGUUUAUUUAAAUCGGCAUGCUUGGAGGUAAACAAGUAAAUAAUUACCCAACCACAAAGCCAAUUAGUGAGAAAAGUGGGAUCUGCGUCCCCAUUCCGCAUUCCAGUGAAAAUUGUACUUUGCCCCCUGAUUCCGUGAUUCAACAGCUUCUUGUGUUGUGAUUAACCUCAAAUUGCCUUUGUUUUGCGUAGAAAUGGGUAACGGAUCCUCAUCUGCCUCCGUUUGGACGCAGACUUAUAACGAAAUAAAAAGCAAACACGACGCUGCUUAUGCCGUCAUCCAAAAUGCGAUCACUCUCGAAGAACAGGAGAAGCCCUUUGAGGCUUUAGAGAAAUAUAAGGAAGGGAUCCAGCUGAUUGAUAGCGCCCUAAGAGUCCAAAUAACAUGUCCCGAAAAUCCAGAUUUCACGUGGGAAAAGACCGUUUUAAUGAUCCAGAAGAUGAAAAAGACCAGAGGUGAGGUGUUGUCUAGGAUCACCUGUAUCCAGAAAUCACACGAAGAGUUUGAAUCGCGAGAACAACCUCCGUCAUAUGAGGAGGCUAUUGCUAGCACACCUACUGAAACACCUCAAACCUACAAUGACUUGGCAAACGCUUUGAAUCGAAUGACAGUUGAUACAGGCAUGACAAUGGAAGCAGAAGUUAUGUUCAUGUACGAAAACGUUAAGCUCUACUUCAUUUCACCCAAUGGUGAAGUCUCGUCAACUCUCACACCGCAAACUUUGAAGAUAACUCUCGUUGAAAAUGAUGAAAGUGCCAACGUCCCUAGAGCCAUUCUGCAGAUUGGCGACUGGGUAUAUCCCCUGAUUCCGGGGGUUUCCCCGUGUUUUAGAUCUGAUUACGGUGCCUUUAUUUUGCCUAACAUUUAUGCAGAAACACCUGGCUCUUCAAUUGGUAUUAUUUUACCCCCCGACGCCGAUGCUGACGCGUACGACAUCCUUGAAAGCAUUCUUUACGGCAUUGUUGGCGAAGGGAAACCCCCUCAGACACAGCCACCUGAAGAAUUGAGCGAAAAAAUUUCAAACGGAAUCGUCACUGGGGCUUCUUAUGUCUCCCGCGGCCUUGUUUUCGGGGCCGAAAAAAUCGGAAAUUUACUCAACCAAAAUACUCCAAAACUGCUCUCUCGUAUCAACAGUGCCGAACGCCCCACUCAGAUCCCUCGAAAAGUCAGCAAAGGCAUGCAAGUGGCCGAAAAUGCAACCAACAAGGCCGCCCAAGUUACAGGCUUUGUUGCGGAACAGGUUGGUCAAGCCACAAUGAAACUGGGCCGUUUCCUCGCACCCCACAUCCAAAAACAAGGGACGAGGCUGCUAACUUCGGGGCUUCGCAUGUCUGAAGCGGAGGCUUCGGCGAAAAUGAACGGGGUGAUGACUGUGGCAGCAGGCGCCGUUGAGGGAUUUUCAACGGUUUAUUUGGGUUUGGAAAAUUCAGCCUCAAUCUUGGGGAAAAGUUUGAAGGAAAAUACGGUUAAAGUGGUCCAGCAUAAGUACGGACAUCCUGCCGGCGAAUUUGCAGGAGAUACUUUGAACACAGUCGGGAAUGUGUACCACAUUAGCAAAAAUGCGAAAAUAGUUCAGCCUAAACACUUGGCCAAAAAAACGGUAAAGGAGGCGGGCAAGGCGAUGGUUUAUCAGUACAAAAGCAAUCGCAACGAUGGGGCUAGCACUUCUAAUUAUGUUGGACCGUUGCAGAACGGUGAUAAUAAAAUAGAAAAAUAUGAAAAAAACUAAACUGACUGGUAUUGAUGGUAUUAAGAUUAUGUUGUGAUAUCUAUUUUUGGAAUUGGUUGUUGUAUAAUAAAUAAUUUUUGCAUUAUA